GCGGGGGCAGGAAGAGUCACCUUGCCUGGUUCCUUCUCCCUCCCCAGGGCAGCACCCCCGGCUCCAUCUGGGAGGGGGCAGAAAUUAGUGGGCGCUGGCCUGGGCCGCCCGGGACCCAGGAGCGGGGCAGCGGCCAUGGCUGACGGCGGCGGCGGCGGCGGCGGCGGCUCCUCGGGUCCCUGGUGGAAAUCCUUCACCAUCGGCGGCAGGAAGAAAGGCAAGGACGGCGGUGGGGGCGGGAGCGCGGGGGCGCAGCCUCCCCCCGCCCCGGCGCCGCAGCCGGGCCCCAGGGAGCCCUCUCCGGCCAGGCAGGACUGCCAGCACCCCGGCCUCCCGGGCCCGGGCGAGCCCCCCAGGCUCGAGCGCUUGGGCGAGGAGAACCUGGGCAGCAGCCGGCGCAACCUGAAGAUUUCCCGCUCCGGGAGGUUCAAAGAGAAGAGGAAGGUGAGAGCUACUUUGCUCCCGGACGGGACCAAGCCCCCGGACGACUCGGGCUUCCCCUGCGCCCCUCGAGAAGAGCGGCAGUAACGGGGCGCCGGCCUCCCGAUCGCGGGGAGCCCCGAGGGGCGGCGGAGCCGGAGCCCCUCCCCCACCCGAACUUCGUGCCCACAUUCUGCCCCGGGCGCUGGAAGGGACCGCGCGGUUCUCCGCUCUCGGGAGUCAAUGAAGCGUCGACUUGGAAGGGGAACCACCUGCUGCCGGGCGAUUAUUUAAUAGAACGAUUUUUCAAAACUCGUCGGUUCCUUCCUCCCUCCCACUCCCCCCUUUUUAUUUCUGUUUUGGGAGGGAGAAGAGCGCGUCUCCAGCUUGGCUCCAUCAAAGAAGAGCUUCCGUUGUGAUUCUGGGAAGAAAGUGCCGGGACGGUAUUCCCGCACGGGAAAGGCUCUUUAAAAGUGUCGGUAGCAGCCCACGGGGGGACCCGCGGGCCGAGAAGCUAGCCUCGCCAGGUUUUUAAGCGGUGCGGGGUAGUGGAAAGCGCCGAGUCCGGAGUCAGCUCUUGGCCUCGCGUCUGCGGUCAGCCCUGCGUGGGACCUGGGCCAAGGCGAGAGCCUGGGGGGCCUUUCCUGGCCUUAGAGAGAGUGGGUCGGACCAGUGACCCCCGAGAGCCUUCAGUUGUCAGUCUGGGAUUUGGGCGGUCUGGCCGUCUUUCCACCCUGCAGCACCAAACCCGAAUGCCUUUUGGCGUGGACCAUUAAACGUGGCCGGCCGUGUCACUUUAAGGUGA
Messenger RNA from Sarcophilus harrisii (Tasmanian devil), 1225 nucleotides. RefSeq names its product proline rich 15 (gene PRR15). Bases 136 to 528 code for a protein of 130 amino acids. The record is from RefSeq and is a predicted model, not a curated record. NCBI's taxonomy places the organism in Eukaryota, Metazoa, Chordata, Mammalia, Dasyuromorphia, Dasyuridae. The transcript has a single exon.